AUGGCCAGCCUCCCCUCUCAACACCCCACCCUAUCCAUCCACCUCUCCGACCUCACCCUCACCCCGCUCAUCACCUCGUCGUCGUCGCCCUCGCACCUCGACUCCCUCACCUCGCUCACCUCGAGCGCCCUCUCCUCCCAGACCGCCGUCCAGCGCGCUCAGCUCGGCCGCCCCCAGCGCAUCAUGGUCGAGUACCCCGACUCCGGCGCCGUCGUCCUCCAGUCGUAUCUCGACCCGCCUCAGCCGUCGCCUCCUGCCGCUACUACCCGCAGCAGGAAGAACUCGUCCGGGCCCCACGGCAAGGACGAGAGGGGCGACGUCUCGGCCAGCGGCAGUGGCGGCGGCGUGAGCGCCCGCUCGGAAGACGCCGCGCCCAUGCUGGUGGGCGUCGUCGUCGCCGGCUCGUCCAACGAGGCCAAGGAGGCCCGGCGCGCGGCCGUCAGGCUGGAGAGGGUCGGGCGGGAGUUCCAACGCGAGUGGGCGGCACAGGCGGCGGACCGGACCGCCGACGGAACCCUUGGUCCCGAGUGA
Molecule: messenger RNA, 531 nt
Organism: Purpureocillium takamizusanense
Lineage: Eukaryota; Fungi; Ascomycota; Sordariomycetes; Hypocreales; Ophiocordycipitaceae
Exons: 1
Coding region: 1-531 (176 amino acids)
Source: RefSeq, a predicted model, not a curated record